This is a messenger RNA of Polypterus senegalus (gray bichir), 2391 nucleotides long. Its product is annotated as solute carrier family 45 member 3. Gene Ontology annotation, cellular component: membrane. Lineage: Eukaryota; Metazoa; Chordata; Cladistia; Polypteriformes; Polypteridae. The transcript has 6 exons. The coding region runs from base 379 to 2145 and encodes 588 amino acids. The record is from RefSeq and is a predicted model, not a curated record. Gene Ontology annotation, molecular function: sucrose:proton symporter activity. Gene Ontology annotation, biological process: transmembrane transport.
GCUUCGCCUGUAUCCCGCGGCUUCCUCGUCUUCUAGGGGAAUCACUCCACGUCACUCCGUUCCAUCCCACAAGUUGGCCCAUGCACAAACAGUAGGAUACGAGGGUAGCCGCGACUGCAUGGAUUCUCGAGAUCGGCGCUCGUCAGAGUAUCGAAAGAAAGCAAACACCUUGGAAGAAUGUGCAAACUCCAUACUUACAGUAAUUGACUCACUGUUUGGACCUAAUCUCCCAGAGCUGUGAGGGAGCAACACUAAUUGUGGUGCCACUCAUUAAGAUCAGCAUGCAACUUUUGAAGAUGAAGUCAUCAGGAUCACUGGUAGAAGCCCCUCCUUUAUUAAUGUUUUGGACAGAGAGCACAAGAGCUCUGAAAAUACCAUAUGGCAGUCAGAAUUCCCAGUAGGAGCUGCCAGGGAAAGAACAUUCUAAAUAUGCUUCAGAGCAAUUUGCAGUGGCAUCUUGUCUUGCUAAAUUUCUUGACCUGUGGCCUGGAGAUAUGCGUGGCAGCUGGAAUUACAUAUGUUCCUCCUCUACUCCUGGAAGCAGGGGUUGAGGAGCAGUAUAUGACGAUGGUUUUAGGGAUUGGACCAGUCUUGGGACUCUUGCUUAUUCCUCUGAUUGGAUCAGCAAGUGACCACUGCACAAGCAGUUAUGGCCGAAGGCGUCCUUUCAUCUGGCUGCUGUCUUUAGGGGUCUUACUAGCACUGUUUAUCAUUCCCCGUGCCGACACAUUUGCCUCCUACUUCAGCUGGACUGGUCACACACUACAUGUGGCCUUUCUCAUACUUGGUGUAGGUCUUCUGGAUUUCUGUGGGCAGGUCUGCUUCACUCCACUUGAAGCUCUGCUGUCAGAUCUAUACCGGGAGGAAGAAGACUGUGGCCAAGCAUUUGCUAUGUUCUCUUUUAUGGUCAGUCUUGGAGGUUGCAUUGGGUACCUGCUUCCAGCUGUCAAUUGGAGUGAGAGCUACUUGGCCUUCUAUUUUGGGAGUCAGGAAGAAUGCCUCUUCUCUCUUCUUACUGUCAUUUUUGUUGUAAGUGUCCUGGUUACCAUGAAGGUCUCCGAGGAAUGUGCUUACCCUUCAGGCCAUCUUUUACUGGAACCAAAGCCUUCAGAGAAUGUUCGGCCCAAGUCACACUAUUGUUGCUACCCACUUGGAUGUAAACUGCGGAUCUUCACGUCCAGACCUUUGAUUUGUCUACUGCAUACUUGCUGGUCUAUGACGCCUACCAUAUAUCGCAGUUACCGUCACAUUCCUCAGGUCAUGAGACAGCUGUGUAUGGCUCAGCUCUGCAGUUGGAUGGCAGUCAUGUCUUUCAUGCUGUUCUACACAGACUUCAUUGGGGAAGGCCUUUAUGAAGGGGUUCCCAGUGCUGCACCUGGAACAGAGUUGAGGAUUCGCUAUGAUGAAGGAAUUCGUAUGGGAAGCAUUGGCCUGUUCUUGCAAUGUGCUACCUCAAUCUUUUUUUCAAUUGUGAUGAGUAAACUAGUUCGUUAUUUUGGGUCCAAACGUAUCUACCUAGCCAGCAUGGUCAGCUUCACUUUAUCUGCACUUGUCAUCUGCCUUUCAAAAAGCAUUGUCUUGGUCACCUUUAUGUCUGCACUGACUGGAUUUGCCUAUGCCACCCUUCAGACUUUACCUUACACGCUAACUUGUCACUACCACAAGGAGAAAGAAGUCUACAUGCCAAAAAUACUUCCUAAAAGUAAGCCAAAAAAUGGGAUGACGAUCACAAGAGAGUCAGUAAUUCUGACCAUGGAUGAACGAUGUACCAUGGAUCAUGAUUUUGGACCAAAUGGACAUCUUUUAUUUGAAUCACAGAGUAGUGACUUCUAUAUAGCAAACAAACCCUCUACAGCAGAGCAGACGCUUUUAAGCAAGUUUUUUUCUUUCAAUGGAAAUUCAGUGUCUGGAGCCUGUGUAGAUAUAAAAGAAGAUGUGGAUCAUGGCAAACGUGGCAUUGGCCUCGAUUUCGCUAUACUGGACAGCACUUUCCUUCUUUCACAGGUCUUCCCUACUUUGUUUAUGGGCAUGAUAGUCCAGUUUACAGAGUCUGUGACAGCAUACAUUGCAUCAUCUACUAUAUUUGGUUUGAUUGCUAUUUAUUUAGCUAACCAUGUAGUGUUUGACCAAAAAGAUUUAAAAUAGUGAUUAUUUUUGUAUCUGGGUGGAAUAAAGCACAUACAAAAUACUGUUUUGUACAAUCUACAACUUGUUUAUAUUCAUAAAAUUAUUUAUAUAAAUAAUUUUCAGUUCUAUUUAACUUAUUUUUAAUGUUAAGAGGUUUUUUUAGUUAGUUAUAUUUUCCUUUUAAUCAUGAAGAACUGAAAUAGCCAUUGUGAUUUGUCUUUAGUAUUUUAUAGCAAACAAUUAACUGUUUCAAAGAAAAAACUU